AUGAAGCCAGCAGAGACCAGAUUCUCUCUACAGAGACCUCUACAGCACAGACAUCCAGACAUGGCACCUUCAAUCACUUCAGCAAUGACCAACUCUCAGGAACAUCUGACUCUGACACACAAGCUCAGAAAGCCUCAGGUGGAGAAGCUACGCAGAGAGCGAAUCAACAGCAGCAUUGAGCAGCUCAAGUCUCUCCUGGGUCCAGAGUUCAAACAAGAGCCAGACUCCAAGCUGGAGAAAGCAGACAUCCUGGAGAUGACAGUUUGUGUCCUCAGACGACUGCAGCAGCAGAAUCACCAGCAGAGAAGACUGCUGAACCACUUCAACAAGCUGCAGCCUUCCUCUGAUAAGAACCUGAGAGAGGCUGACUUCUCUCCUCUGAGCUCCACAGUCCAGACCAGCAACACCAAAGAGAAGAGUCCAGUCAACAGCGCCCCCUGGAGGCCGUGGUAGACACCUAAAGACUGGAGUUACUACCAGACAAACUGAGACGACCACAUUGGUCAAAUAUUUCUGGACUGAAUUCUGUGAAAUUUCAAAGACUUGUUCUUCUGUUUUUACAGAAGGCUUUUCCCUUUUCAUGGGAAAUGAGAGCAAAAACAAUUCUUUUAAGAAAGAGAACUUGUCAUUGUCAUGCAUGUUGCAUGAACAUAAACUAAUUGCAUCAGCAAUUAUAAUAAUAAUUCCUGUACCGGAUACCACCUUUAAAUAUUUGCUAUGCAUAUACAUGUGGUAUUUCUGUUUACAUAUAUCUUAGUAUGCUACGGUAACAUUUGUUAUCUUUUUAUUUGCUAUUAUUAUAAUGAUAAAACGAUGCCCGUAUGGACUAGGGUUCAUUUUUGUUUCUAAAACAUUUUAAAGAGAUCUGUUCAGAUUUAAAUGCUUACUCCUUUUCAUUCAAAGGAUUUCCUUAUGUCACAAUUUUCUUGUGAUACUUAUUUGAUGACCUGCUUGUCAAAGUGAAAAAAAUAAUGGUGUCAUUUGUUUCUUCUUAGGAAGGCAUGAACAUUGAUUAUUUAAAAAUGAUCUGUUUCAAGAUCAAUGUAAGUUUAUUUCCUUUAGAGGAUGGUUUAAAUGUCAUAUCGUCAGUUUUCCACUGACCUCACAAUGUUUGCAUUUUGAUAAUCAAUUAUAUUAACUGAUUAUUAAGAAAGACUGUUGAAGGGUUAAUUUGUUUAAUCCAUAUUGAAAACAAGUCUCAAGAUAAAGUGAGUACUGUGUGCUCAAACGUCAUGUGUCUUUUAUAAAGACGGUUGUUCCUUUACUCUCUUUGAGUACAGUGUGUCUUGUAGAAAUCUACAAGCUGCUGUUGUGAUGCAUCAUCACCUCUAGAUGGAGCUUUCUUACUUCAUCUUCCUUCAUGUGCCUUGUUCAAUAAAAAACAAUGCAAA
Messenger RNA from Labrus mixtus (cuckoo wrasse), 1391 nucleotides. RefSeq names its product transcription factor HES-5-like. Gene Ontology annotation, molecular function: protein dimerization activity; RNA polymerase II cis-regulatory region sequence-specific DNA binding; DNA-binding transcription factor activity, RNA polymerase II-specific. The transcript is spliced from 2 exons. Gene Ontology annotation, cellular component: nucleus. The record is from RefSeq and is a predicted model, not a curated record. Gene Ontology annotation, biological process: anterior/posterior pattern specification; regulation of transcription by RNA polymerase II; regulation of neurogenesis. The coding region runs from base 1 to 453 and encodes 150 amino acids. Lineage: Eukaryota; Metazoa; Chordata; Actinopteri; Labriformes; Labridae.